GUUUUACGUUUUAUCGCCACUAUUGCUCAAUUUCUUUUGUGAUACUCUCAAGUUCGUGCAACUGAGCUGUGCUUCUUAUCUUUGAGAGGUUCCACUGCAGUAUUAAGAUCCGAGGUAAGUUUGUAGACAGAGUGGCCAGUUUUAACAGCACUUAGUUCACGACUGAAAAUUAUGUGAGAAUUAAUCCAGCUUGUUUUGAUUAGACCAUUGCUGUCCAUAUAGCCUCUAACCUCUGAGACAUCUUAUAGACUAAGAUUCAUUUAAAAAAUGCACCUAAAAUUAGGUGCACAGUAUUGUUACAAACUUUCAGGGAACGCUUGACAAUUUUAUUCGGCUUCCUUGAGAGGUAAGAGGGCAACUGUUAAAACCUAACUCGAUGAAUCGAACUGAACGGACUGUGCAUGUGCUAGUAUUUAGCCCGGGGUAUUUAGCAGCUUUUUUUAAGUGUCUUGUUGUCCGUUUUAGGACCAUCUAACCUAUGACUCUUGACAGUAAACAAAUAAAUUUAACAUCUCGAAUGGAACCACCGUGGGCCGGGAUGCCAUAUAAUUCAAGCUAUUACGUGAAGCUCAUCGAACUGUCUGACAAGGAAUACUGUCUCGCAGCUAUAGUGUCUAUUAUAUUCAGACAUAACAUUUUAAAAAGUUUCUUAUUUUUUGUCGAUGUUGCGUGUGUAAUUCCUAUCACUUUUGCUCCAUUUCAAUUCAGGCUCUCUUUUAAAAGAGGACUCAAAGAGAGAUCUCACUUAUUGACCAUUUUUACGACUGAUUUUCUCUGGACGGGCGCGGCUUGAAUCCGCGCGCAGUUCACGCACACAAGCUAACAUUUCACUGUCUAGGGCCUGUUUACAUGGAGGUGGGGGACCCCAGAUGGGUGAGGUAACAUGUGGCGGGUCACCCCACCUAUCAUGUAAACGUGAUAAAAUUUAACAAGUAUUACGAGAUUACAGAAGAUUCAAACGUCUGAAUCACGUAGAUCAUGUAUCACCAAUACAAAACAUACCGUUGGCGAUGCAAUAUAAUAAAAUAUUGAUGUCUCGGUGUAAUGACACUGACAAGCUCACAAAGGUCUUUCUUUACUCUGCCAAGUUCAGUCGUGGAUAAUGCCAACUUUUUUUGUUCUUCCAAGCAUUUCCUCUCUUUGCCUCUCCUGCCUUUUUUCUAUGCCCCAAUCUUUUACCGGGGGGUACUCAACAAAGCCUUAUACGGGGAGGUUCCGCCCUAGGUCCGACUCCUCACCCUUUAAACCAUUCAGGGACAAAAGAAAGUACCCCUUUCAUAUAUCUUUUAUAUUUGCAAAUUGUAUACCUCUUUCACAUAUGUAGUUUAGAACUCUGUAUCCCUUUUGCGUUUUAAUUGUGUAAAUGCACUACCUUUAUUAAAGUAUGAAAAAAUCACGAAACUGAACGUUUUCUCCACUUUUUCACAGCCAUAAAAUACAUCUGUUAGCCCUUUUUGGCUUUUGUACACAAGAAAAUGACAGAUUUUUCUAUCCUUUCAUAUACUUCAAUGAAAUCUAACCCUUUCGUAUACCUGAGGCAUAAUAAAGGUACUCCCGUAUGGGCCAUUGUAAGACAUAUCCCCCGGACUUCCCCCACCCCCCUCCUUCCUUUCGGUCCCCUUGAGUGAAUCAAAUUAACCGUCAUGACGAAGAUCCUGCUUGUUAUAAACGUUGGAUCUCUAGAAAAGAGAUCUAAUCAGCCAAUAUAUUAAGAACCAAAAACGAGAAGUCCAAAGACUUCUACAAAGCUGAUCAGGAAAACGUGUAUUGUUUUUUCAUAACAAUAUUUCGGCUGGCCAUACCAGCAUUCCUCAGGUUUACGGAACCUAUUGCCACCAUGUGCAACUAUUAAUGAAGAGAAUUUGAUGCCGCUCGACUAAUACACGUACGGGGUAUGUUGGGAUGGAUGAAUAAUCCUCCUUUUGGUGAGACUUCCAGUCGAGCAUGUUUCCAUAGCAACCAUCUAGGCACUUUUCCCCUGUGCACCUCAAGCUCUAAACUAUUCUAAUUCUCUUUUGGUGUUCAUUAUAAAGCAUAAAUCAUGCCAAACAAGUUCCAGAAGGAGUGUUUGGAUGCUCACAACAAGUUCCGCGCCGAACACGGCGCUCCUCCACUUAAAUGGUCUUCAAAACUUGCGUCCGAUUCGGAGAAGUGGGCAAAGGAGUUGCUUCGCAACAACAAACUGCAACACAGUUCUGGGGAAUAUGGAGAAAAUCUUGCCUUUGCAUCUGGUAAGAGGAAAAUAAUACUUUAAUUAGAGGUAAUCAUUGAUUACGGAUCCGCGUUUGUCCGCGUCGAUUCGAAAGGAGUCCAGUUUCCCUGCCGAGAUGCCCCCGAUAAAAUCAGUGGGGGCGGCUAAUCAGCAGUCUCCCCCGAUACCUUGAAAAUUUGUGGCUUUGUACCACAGGAACACCAAGAUUGGGAUGCGUUCUGACGAACGCGAUAAGGUUAAUUAUAAUGAGUAUUAACAGGCGGCUCCUGGUAUUAAUUAGUAAUCGAGUGUCAGGAAGUGCGGAAGGGGCUUUAGCUUAUAAAUGUUUAGUGCUUUGGAUUGAAUUGUAUCAUACUGAGGCACUGAAACUUUUUCCUUUCGUCUGUUGCUACGGAUAGAAACGGAUGCAUAUGGAAUGAAUCUUUAAAUGUUAUGCCCGCAAAAAUCACCAGCAAACAAUUAUUGAUCACUACCAAGAGCCAUAAUGUCCCAUUAUGGCUCUUGCCACUACAGAAAAUACCAUAACAUACCAUAAUGCUCUUUGUCGGUGACUCCAAAAUUUUGUAUAAGCAUUGUCUUCAGUUUCUCUCGGAAGUUAAAAUGGCUUCAAGAGAAACUGAAAACAAUGCUUAUGCAAAGCUCUGGGGUGACAAACAAAGAGAAUCAUGGUAUGUUGUGGUAUUUCUGUACUGGUCAAUGGUUAGUGUUCCCUUAUGAAAUUAGUUUGAUAUCUUUUUCUUCCUAACUCUACGGGAGUAUUUUGUGCAUGGGUAAACAUGGUAAAGGCAUUAAGUCAUGACUCUAGCAUAGAGAUAACCUAAAACAGCAAUAUUCUUGUGACCAGCCCCUUUGAAUAGGGAGUUUAAGAUACCACGACGGCGACGGGCACGAAAAAGUCGCUUAAAAAGUGAAUUUGCGUUCUUUCAAUCUCUAUACCGAUUACUCCAACUCAAUUUACUUUGCCAAAUGUAAGCGAACUCUUUCUGAGCCGAAUUCCUAAGAACUAUCUUCAAUUUAGAAUGAGAAAGAAAAUUCAGCCGUCGCUUGUUAACGUCCUGCAUAAAAUGUGAAAUUAGGCAUUUUCCCGUCGUAGUCGUCCAGUGACAGAAGAGAAAUGUACAAAAAACGUGAUGCACGUGCAGAGUUUGUUUUGCCUAUUCAACCUAUUCCCUGCUUUUUGCUGUUCUCGUUGUCGUCACUGUCGUGGUAUCUUGAAGUCCCUAAUACCCGUACAACGGAAGACGGAGCACUGAUGAAGAAAUGGGGGUACAGUGCCGUAGCAAGGUUAGAUUUAUUGGGGGGGCGCCAUCACGAGCGCCGAAGGCGCGAGCUGCUAGGGGGUCCGGGGGCAUGCUCCCUCGGAGGAUUUUGAACUGCAGGGUCUCUGAAAUAGCAUUUUCAGCCUUCGGAGAGCAUUAAUUUCCAGCACAAACAUUAACCAUAAAGGACUGCAAAGGACCACAAAUGAAUAUGCCGAAGAACGCAGGAUCUAUAAAGACCUGAUCAGCAAAAAUAAUAAUGUAGACAUAUUUAAUUCUGCAAGCAGAAUACUGCAAUGCUGCAAUGUGCUUGCAGAAUUUAAUAUGUCUACAUUAAUUUCCAGCAAUUUUUCUUUGUUGAAGCCAUGAAUAUUUAAUUUUGACGCUUUAUCGAACCUAAAUGAACACAUUGAACCGAAGAGCAGCGUGAAGAGCGUGGCCGCUGACCAAAUUAAACGUGCCUGUCAAAAUAAUUGGGGGGCCCAGGCCUCCCCGGCCCCUCCCCAUGCUACGGCACUGGGGUAAAAUGAGGGCACCCACGGUCCCAAGUUUGCUUGUUUAACUGCUGUUAGGAGUUACCGACGUAGAAAAGGCAGUUUACCUUAUACCUCUACCUUUGUGCACUUCCCUAUUUUUACUUACUCUUCAUCCUAGGUUAUGAGUUAACAGGAGACGGAGCCACGCAGAUGUGGUAUGACGAAGUCAGCAAAUACAAUUUCAAAAACCCUGGGAACUUCGGUGGCACCGGACAUUUUACUCAAGUAGUGUGGGUCGCAUCUCAAGAAAUGGGAGUGGCCAAAGCUGGUGAAGGGGACGGAUCACAGUAUGUGGUGGCCAGAUACUCCCCUGCAGGAAAUCUCAUGGGACACUACCCGGAGAAUGUAAAACCCAAGGGUACUAAGGCAACCGGAGGAGGAAGCGGUAAGCGUAGGCUUUGGGCAACUGAUAUAAAGUUCCUAUUCAAGACUAGUUCCUCGAGAAAGCGAGGUUAAUGAAUCUGUCGGAAUUUGCAUCGCUCGUGGCUCCUACGAAAUGGCCAAGCGAAGUCUGAUCUUUCUUUAGCUUGUUUACAGACCCUCUUUUUUCUCUUCAAAGUCCGUUGAGCACACGUGAUAAAAAAUAAACCGCUGGGGAUUUUUGGACCGCCAGCGCAACGGGGCUAGGGGAACUGUGCGCAAAAACUCCCAACAAAACGCAACUGUAUGUGAAAACGGACUCAACAUGUAUCAUCUAACAAUAAUGUUGCGUCUGUCGUGAGAUCGUUUAGAUAUACCGCGUCUUACCGUCACGGGUAUCUUGAUUUUCAAAUGUACCGAGGGGGCCGGCGUCGGGAAUUAUAGCUCUUGGGGGGAGGAGGGGCGAGAAAAAUAUUUUUCUCACUUCCUCCCAAACCGGCCCCGCCCCCUAGGUAGUUUUGACACUCAUGCAAGAUUGCAGCCCGUAACACAAAGCGCUCGAUCUCGAUGAUCUUACGGAAAAAUAGAGGACUGUGAACAGUCUAUGCGUCUGUUUGCUCGGAGCUUAAAUAAAGAGAGUUGGUUGUACUUUUUUAUGCCACCAAAUUUAUAUCAAAAGCUGCAACAUAAAACCAAUUGAUAUUUAAAGUAUCAAAAAUAUUAAUCUCCGUGUUGUGUUAUUAAAUUUUACUUAUUUCUACAAAUCCUCUGUUUUCAGGUGGUGGAAAACGAGGCUGCAUCAUUUUAUGAUCAGAGGGUGGUGGUACUAGAUUGCGUCACUGGCAAGGACUGCCAGUCUAUAAGCUAUUUACUAACAAAAUCUGCCAUUUACAUUAGCCUAUUAACCAUUCUGAUUGAAGCGUAUGAGUUUCCACUUUGCACUCUUUAUUAUUGCUUUUUAAUCCUCUCACUCUCAGAGAGUGAAUAAUAGAGUGUUGAAUAAUUGUAAGGUGGUUCUUACUUUUGAGUCUGUGAGGAAGUCCUGCGGAGUGACCUUUCAAAUGAAUCCUCUCCUGCAAUACUUUCACAAGGGGCUAUUUUUUUUUACUCAUUUCACAAAAUGAAUUUUGGAAGCUCAGCUAUGGGCCAAGGCUGUUCUAAUAAAGUUGUUAAUUUAGUUUGAAAACUCUUUGGUGUUACUACUUGGGUGUGGCAAUUUCUAGGCAGCCUGGGCAACUUAGCCUCUGAGCAAGCUCUCCAUUUCAAGUGAACGCGCGCGAAUGACUUCUCGCGAUAAAAGUAAUCCCUGAAUGUAGAGCUUUUUCGCAGACUAGGAUUGUGCCAUCCUGAUUUUGGUUCAGACCUAAUUUGGCUUCCGACAAGAGUUUUCUGCCAAACACGUGCGGUAGCCUGGCAUACAAAACUAUUCGCAAAACUACAGAUAAACUCUAUCGUUCAAAACAAGGCUAAGUACUUAACCUUUGUAGAAAAUGAGUUUUAUUUGGAUGAGAAUAAAAGAAUCUUUUUCAAAUCAAUGGCUUCACACCAAGCCUCGGUUUGAAACAGAGGUUUGAAGCAACUCGGAAAUGGCCUCCUGUAUGCCUCUUAGUAAAAUUGACCAGUAGGCCAAUCUUCAGUUCAUUUCAGAUGCCCUAUAAUCCUUUUGGUAACUCAAUCAGUGAAGAACAGUCGGUUCUUUUCUCUUAUAUUACAGCACUGAGCACAGGGGCCAUCAACUGUGUCACCACGGAGGAGUAGGAGGCUAGACCUACAAAUCUGGACCACUACUCUGUUAUGAUAGCUAUUCUUUAAAAGACCCUGCUGCAUGACGUUUAAACAAGGUCUGGCACUGAACUAAAUGAGCCCUCAAUUCCAGUGUCCAGUCCAAGAUACAAUCCAGUCUUUCCAAGGUCCUUGUACAGUCAGACAUCUCGCUGUUACGGACACCUUGCUAAUACGGACAGCUGCUAAAUCCCCGGAGAGAAUUACAGACAUUUAACUGAAACAGACUACCGCUAUUACGGAAUUACGCAGUCCUCGAUCUCUCGGUUAAGUUCCGACAGUACAGUUUUAUUGUUCUGACUCUCGUUAUAACGGACAUCAAUCAGCAUCUUUCGACAUUCAGGCAGGAUCAUCUCAAAUUUAUUUCCUCCUCUUUGCCACUUUGGUUGAAAAACGUGAGGGUUCCGAUUCCCGUUUAAGAUGAUCCUUCUAAGAAACUGCCGCACUUACUUCCAAGAAACAGUCAUGACGUACAUAAACUAGAUUGUCUAGUACCGCACUCAACGGUUUUUGUGUGACUACAAAUUUUCCAGUGACUGCUGUUGGGAACGAAAAAGAAAUGCAAGUUCUGUUCUGUCACGAAUUGUUUUGUUUGUUAAAAAAGUUCUGACGCUCUUUAUAUGGGAAAACUGCACCGUCAUUGGUUCUGGAGACAAUGUACAAUAUAAAUAGAUGUAAUUCCUCUUAUGUCAAGAAAUUUUUUCUCACAUCCCGUCAUUACGGACUCUCGCUAUCAACGGACACUAAACUGCGGUCCCGAGGGGUGUCCGCAAUAACAGAGUUGACCGUGCAUCCAUUUUUACGCAAUGGAACCUUGAGAUAACAAAGGGCCAAGAGACUGGAAAAAUAUAUUCGCUUUGAGGUUUCGUUGAAUCGAGAUUCUUUUUCGUUAAUUCUUCUAUCACUGGGGAGAAGAAUGACGUUCGUUGUCCCGCGGUCUUCGAGAGAGGCUCGCUUAUCCUGGCUUAUCGAGGUUCCAUUGUGUUAGAAAAUUUCUUUUCAGGUCAGACGUGCCUUCAUUUCUUCAUUAUUAGCAACUUUGCGCCUACGUGUUCAGUUCAACAACACGACACUGCGAUGACAUAUUUGCAUGAAGUCUCAAUGAAAAUUCAACAGUUUUUGUCAGGUCUUCUUAGCUCUGACCAAUCCGCAGGCUGGCCUUUUAUUUUCGGUGUAACCUGUUUGCGUCAAAUAAUAAUGUAUUAUAAUCUGCCAGAUCUGAAUUCCUUUUGUAAAUUAUCCGCAAUCCCUCGUGACCGACCAAACUUUCGGAAUAUUGCUACAUCGGAUAGUGAUUUAAAAGUUAAUACACGUUUUCUACUUUGGAAAGCAGGAAGUCAGACAAAGUUUCAUGUAAGGUCUCAGUAAGGUUAGUGCUCGCUUCUUAUUAGAUUAGAAUUCUCUAGCCACCAAUUCCUGAACUGUUACAGUGGAACUUACAACAACACUAGCGGUAUUGCCCUUGAUACACCGUGAAUUGCAAUUGGAUGAUAACUAUAAAAACCCGUUUUCCCAUAAGCCGUUUACGUUGACGCUUUUGCCCUUCUAGGAGGCUUGAAAUUUGGAAACUUUAAACUGGCAAGUGGGUUACCUUUAUACGAGUACCAAAGUUCUUUGUUUUCAUUGAAAGCGAUUUUAAUAUAUAGCACUUAAAACGCCAAUUAUAUUAUAUUAGUUUGUUCUCUCAGGCAUGCAAAGAUAUUUUAAUGAAACAGCCUUGUUUAUUUUCCUUUCAUAACCAAUCUGAAGUAACAGUUAUUUGUCGUGUUUGCAUCGCUUUUCCUAAAAUGUUUUAAGAUAUUUUUGCCCUGUAGGUUUGGUAAGAAUGAGAACACACCUCAAACAAAAUAUUGAAGUACGGGUUAACUCAGUGUGCGCAAUUAUCGAAUGACCUUUUAAAAUUCUUUGCAUUGAGGUAAUUAGUGCAAAUUAGUUAUCUUUUUAAUGAGCUAUAGCUACUUUAAAUUCAUGGAUCUAUGACCCCAUGAGAAGUAGUAAAACUUAUCGCCAAUAUCACUUAAAAAGCAACUAAAGAAAUGCUCUAUGGCUGGAUAUAAAGUUAGAAAUAAUUAAUGUAACAGAAUGAUGAAUGAUAAUAACACCACCUCUGCUCUUUGACUUCUAAAUGAGUUUAUUUCGUCAAAACUGACACAAUGAAAAACAAUAACCACAUUUAAAACUUCCGUUGUUAAGGAAAGUUCAAACCCGUCAUUCCCAGAGCCGGAUCCAAGCCUUAAGAUAGGAUGAGGGGGGGAGUUGGUGGGGGGUUGGUCAUCCAGAAACUGAGAUAAGGGGGCCGGGGGGCGGUCUCCAAAAAGUUUUUUCCGGCCCUUCGGACCUCAGUUUGGUCUAAAAAUAAGGAAGGGCGGACCCCCCGGGUCCCUCCCCUGGAUCUGCCAUUGAUCCCGACAAACCGUACCCUCAAUCUCGCAAUCCGAUGCUAAUCCCGAUCCCGAACAAGCGUAGACCCAGUAGUAGUUAAUCGAUUCCCCUUGACACCAUGCGCAAUAGGGAAGAAUAAAGUUCUUUAUAUUAAGAACAUGACGUUCAAAGAGAACCACGCUUUUUUAAAAAUUGAAAAUAGAUGGUGAGCGCCUCAGAAUGGAUGAAUCGUUCUCAGCCAAUCAGAGUAAAGUAUGAUUUUAAGCAAAUAAUGACGGAUGGCUCACGGUUUUGCACGAAGGAUAGUUUGACCCGGUCAUGAAAUAGUUACUCAACUGAGAGUUAUCAGAAUCAAACAAAAGACGAGAUUCUAGUAUUGGAGAACAAAGUAAAAAUUUGCGGGAAAAGAAAUCUAAAAAUAGACUGCAAGUCUAACCUGCUGCGACACCACUGGCAGGUUGGUGGGCUCCAAUGGUAACUGUGAAAGCACAGGAUAGUUGUUAUUCUUGUCGUCACGCAACGCUGUAAGAAGGAGGUUGCGUCACGCGGCCAGGGGAUUCCCAUGACAUGAAAGAGAGUCGUCUCCCUUUAUAGGAGCGUAAGUUGCAGAUUUUGGACUCACUUACGAGGAGUUUGUUAAAGAUAAAGGGUUAAUAGAUUUACCCAUACAAAUAUCGUUUAGCGGGGUAGUCUAAAAAGAAAAGGCACCGUCAUAUUGUGUAGGAGACAGCAAUCGAUUUUAACUUUUUUCGCGCAAUUUGAAUGACUACCUUGGUUGCCUGUUUUAGUAUAGCCACAGCCAAAUUUUAACGGCCCCCGGUUCAAUUCUUUGUUUCCGACGAGAAAUGUUCCCGUAACGAGCAUCCUUGUAUGGGUACCUUUCAUACGCGAGUCAUCUCCUUCUGAAAACAGCUUAAAAGGGUCGGAACUAGGAUUACGCACUUCGCUCAUUUUUAGUCAUCUUUGUUGAAAAAUAAACAAACAACCAAACAAUGUCUAGAACUACGUGCUAAGGAAAGUCCGAUACUACUAAAAACAGCAAAAACAACGUCAAAUCCAUAUAGAGAAACCGGCGUGCCCCUGGUCACAUGCACAAUUUCAUUGUGGUGCAAGGUGCUUGGUCAUUUCAAAUCCCAAUCUUUUUUUCCUACCGUAAAAGGCUCCGCUUCAACUGACUGGUGGAAGUCACGCGCCUCAACUUAUCACUCUCACGUGACAGGUGACGUAUUAAUCCUUUUGGGUUUCACUGUACUUGCGCACUUCCCGUUACAGCACUCUUUUAAGUCUGCCGAAACCGAAAGCGGACUCUACUUUUUGAGAAUUUAUUAUCAUAAACAAGUGGUAAUGUCAAUAUCUUAUUAGAAAUUUGAUUUCCAUAAAGAAUUCUGUUCCUUUGUUUAAAAUCAUAACAAGAAAUCAAAACGGCAAGUGUGAGCAGGAAGUGCAUGACGCUUUAGGUUUGCGUUACUUUUAAAAUGACGUGUUUUUUUCGCUCUUCCGUUUCCUUUGACCAGCCAAAACUGAAAUAGUAUAUAUUAGUAGAUUGGAGGACUUGUGACAGAUAGCAGCGUGGAUACUGCGCUUUAACAUUUGACAAGUUUACCCUAUCGUGGAAUUAAAUAUCACUUUCUGAAGUCUUCAGAGGUAAGACCAAGGUAAGAGCUAACCAUUUCGUGAUCUCUUGAGGGACUUGGGAAGAAAUGUUGCGUGCUUUCGUUCGCGAAGAAACUUAUAAUUCUUAUUGACGAACUUUUCUUCCCGAUAUCAAUAGCUUCCUGCCAGGGUGCCAUGCAUCUUAACGAUACUGGUGAGAAUAUCAAUAUUCGCAGAUAAAAUAUCAUCAAAACAACAACGCUCCUGGUAGAUAUUGAAUAAGCGGCUCAGUAAAGUGGUCCCUUAGAGAUAUUUACUCGUAACUUUAACCUCUUAAACUGUUUAAAACCUCUGGGAAAAACUGCGGAUGAUUGCAACCCUGACAGCCAUCGGAAUGUUUUUAUCAUAACUAUUAUUUAUUUACGAUUUCUUUCGAAAAAGAUAGGUUAAAUUGGCUUUAUUCCAAGACCUUUCUUUGUCACGAGAUUUCGUUUUGAGUUAUAUUUGUCUAUUUUUGAGAUCAGAGAGGAGAAUGGAAGGAGUAGACGUGACUCACACAGACUGACUCACAUGGCUUUCAUGGGAUAUUUGUCAGCAUAAAGUUUGUCCGAUCGGAAGUUGCUUUUUUUUAAACUUUCGCCGCAGAAAUGGGAUGAGGUAGGGCAACCUCGUUCCCAGGGUUAAGAGAGAGAAUAGAGAGAUUAAAAUUCACGUUUACGCCAAACCGCAAACGUGAAUUUGUACCACGUGAUCAAGUUUUCCCUUAUUUUCCGUUUACUGUUUAUUACUUCUAUACAAAAAUAAGUAGUUUUGUACCAGUUUUAUCCUUAAGAAUCUUUCUGGACUGUUUUUUAUCUGCUUAUUUUCUAUUCUGAGAAUUCUAAACUUGAAUCUGACGUUUACCGUUUAUCUCUCUGAUAUAAAACGGCAAACUGGUCCUUACGGCAAGGCGAUGAACAAGUGAACAGAAGAAUAAAACAAAACAAUAUAAGUGAUUGAGAGAACCCUUGGACCCGGAGCGAGGUUAGGGAAAGGGGUAGGGGAGUGAACGUAGGCCAGUGUCAAGAGGGUGCAUUCCAUAGUCCCCUCCCCUGAGACAGGAAAUUUGUAUACUGGAAAUUUCGUCCCAUGCUCGUUUCAAAAUAACAGAUUGACGACUGAAAACCGAACCAGUUGUGUCGCAAAAGUGUAAAAUAUAGGAGAAAAUCAGGGUUAAAGAUGAGAAAUACAGUAAAAGAUCGAUUAAGCGCCCCUACUCGAAUAAGUACAGCUCUCCAAUAAGCGCCGAAAAUAAUUUAAUAAGCGCCGCAGUGCUAAUUUGGGUAUUUACAAAUAAACGCCCCACAUUUGUUACGGCGCUUGAUAUGAGAGAUAUCAAAACCAUAUCGCUUGAGAAAUAAGACCUCUAUAUUCUCCUCAGUGUUUUACCCGUAGUUGAAAUAAACGCCCCACCUUUGUUACGGCGCUUGAUAUAAACAGAUAUCAAAACCAAAUUGCUUGAGAAAUAAGACCAUGACCAACUCGUGAGUUCUAAGACGUCUUCUAAAGUUUUAAUGUAGGGAAACUUUCACAGAGUAACAUCAACUUAAGAAAAGAGACUGAGAAACUGCUUUCACGAUACCUCUUGUGUUUCAUUCGAAAUAAUUUUCUAUUAAAUUGUGCAUACCUGAGGACGCACCUCACUUAAUUCUCGCCAUAUUCCCCUCAGUGUUUUACCCGUAGUUGAAAGAAGCGCCGCACCUUCAACAGGAAAAAUAAAAAAAGCGCCGCGGUCCUUAAUCGAUCAUUAUAAGGAUGCAAAUGCGGUAUUUACCAUUUUUUCCCUUGAUUUCUUGCAAUUCUUUCUUCACUUUUUUGCAUAAAAUACUUCCAUCUAAAUUGUCACCACCAAAAUGAAGGAGGAAAGCAGAAAAAUCCCGAAUGCAUCGACUAGUUUAUUUCCUCUUUGCUGUGCAAAUCAUGUGGUUCCUCGCUGUCCACCCGUCUUGUAUGUUUUUCCUUGUAACUUGUUGUUUUUCAAGUAAUGAGUUGUGAUUGGUUCUUUCUACAGGUAUUGGUUUUAAUUUCCAAUGAUGUCCAAAAGAAUGAAAAAUUUUAUAUCUGACCCCACAGAGUUGAAAAAAACUGUUUUGCGUUAAAUUUGUGUUAAAAUAUAAAAUAUUGACACAGGAAAAUCUGUCAAGCAAGCUAAACUGAUUCAAACUGUUAUGUGUAAGUUAAGUGGUUGAUUCAGUUUGAUAUAUAUCUUAUUUCCUAUCAAAGCUCAAGAAAAUCUUGGCGUACACGUUGGUGAUUUGUAAUGAGUUGUAACGUGCUGUUAGGAUGAUUGCGAAACGUUUAAAGCUAAAGAGAUAAAGCGCGUUAUGUUUGCAUAAAACCCACAUAAAACAUGUCAAAGACUCUUGGGGGUCCCUCAAAGAGACUUCAGUAGUUUUAUGACAUGCCUUAAGCGGUCUGACUUCUUGCUCAGGACAUUUUAAUUCGCCCUUGUGUUGUGCGUGAUGGUUAUUAUAGCAUUAGUAUUCCAGUCAUUUUAUAACUGCCCAGUUUCCUUUGAUUUAUUUUAGCUAUGCCAAACCAGUUUCAAAAAGAUUGUUUAAAGGCACACAAUGACUACCGAGCCCAACAUGGCGCGCCACCGCUGAAAUGGUCAUCAAAACUGGCGUCUGAUGCGGAAAGAUGGGCAAGGGAACUAGUAAAGUUAAACCGUCUGCAGCACCAUACUGGAGACGAGGGCGAGAACCUAGCAUACGCUUCAGGUAAGAUGGAAUCCCCGGUCACUGAUGAUUGAUUAGGCCAAAAUUAGGGAGCUUAAGCAAAUACUUAGCCUGCGAAAACAUCCGUUUCUCCUCGCUCUUCGCCGCCGGGGACGUUUCGCGAGGAGGUUCCUCCCCGCGAAACGUCCCCAUCGGCGAAGAGCGAGGAGAAACGGAUGUUUUCGCAGGCUAGAAAAUACUUUUUUGAGCGGCGCCGUCAACCGGAAGUGGACUUUUUGCAUUCUACGGAGGUGGUAUUAACCAAAUUUACGGGUAAAUAGUCACUAUGUUACUAAAGACAAUUAGGUAACGUCAAGUCAAUUUAGGACUGAAAUGGACUCACUUCCUAUUUUAGCUUGUUCCAGGCUCUCAGAUAGUGGGGAAGACGCGUAAGAAAAAGGCACGCGAAAAGCUGGCGGGGCGGGAAAAAGAUAGAGAGACCCUGCUCUCCCCAGUUUCCUCCCGUUUUAUUUUCGUGUUUGCGCUUUCUCAUUUCAACGGACCCGACUAUCUCCGAGCCUGGAACAGGCUAUUCCCGUUGACGAGCGUCGCUCAAAAACGCCUUUGCUUAAUCCUCCCUAGAGGUGGUCACGUGAGUAUACCUACGCUUUGCGACUGGUUUUAAAAAACGUCACAUCAUUUCAGUCCCGUCGAAGGCAGGGCCAACCAAACAACCUUAAUGAGCUCGCUUGCGUUUUUCAGCCCUUCUAUCCAUCUCCCAAGCCAUCUACGUGCAAUGGUAAUUUGAUGUGAGUUGUUAACUUUCUUUAGAUUGCUCGAGGGUGCGACGACUGUUUGGAUCUGCUCAAGUUUUUCACUACCUCUCCAGUUCGAAUGCAAGGGUCCAUCUAGACUGAACUAUAUCUUGUCAAAUUCACAAUCAGAAACGACUGUAGCUCAUAACAAUCUAUUAAUCAUAGUUAUAAGAUAAAUUAAGGUAUUGUUUCGACAGACAAACAAACUAAGGCUUCGGGCCUGGAUAGAACUACCACUUGUUUUUUUAUAUAUAUCUAGCCGAUUUUUUGACAACCAACCCAACGAAAUCUGCAGUCAUUUGAGUGAAAAAGCGUUAAAAAGCACGUUUCUUAAGCCCGAGAAGCUCCAAAAGCAUAGCAACGAAAGAAAAGGAAAGGAGAAAAAGAAAGAGCAAGGAGAAGGAAAGAAGGAGGAGAAAAAAAAACAAUGGUUCAGUGGACUCUUAGUUUUUAUAAUAGCUACUUUGGAGAUCGGAAAAACUGUUCGACGCAGAUUGUCCAUUUGGCGAUAAUGUUAUCAAAAAUCCGGCUAGAUAUACAUAACAAACAAACAAAAUAAAACAAUUAAAACUCUCUAUAUAGCUACCAUGUCGGGCGGAAUAGUUAACCUUAACUCGUUGUAGGGAAGUAAGUUUUCAAUAUUGCUAUUUCAUGGAAAGGAAACAUAACGUAAUGGUCGAUAUAAAGUAGUUCCUUUCACCAAACUGAGGAUGACGGAGACUGGAAAUGAGGAUGGGCUGUCGAAAUGCUGUCGUUGUGAGAGGAGAUCACUUUGGCUGGCUCUUCCCAAAUCGUCUUCGCGUAACGCGCACGGCGGGGUCACCGCGGGAGAAGGGGGUGAUGGGAAAGGAGAGGAGAGGAAGACUCUCUCCCUCAUUUUCCUCCUUCCCAUCACACCCCUCGCGCCACUAGGUAGAGGUUGUGACCGACGACUGGGCACGAGUCAGUCACUUUGGUGCUAAUUGCAGAAUCUACAGUGAAAUGUUGAUUUUAUACAAACACACUUUUUUUUUCUUAACUGUAGGCUACGAAAUGUCAGGUCAAAGAGCCGUGGACAUGUGGUACGAGGAGAUUAAAGACUACAGUUUUAGAAGUCCAGGAUUUUCAUCAGGAACUGGUCAUUUUACUCAAGUUGUUUGGAUAGAUUCCGUAGAAGUGGGUGUCGCAAAAGCCAGCAACGCCAAUGGGACGCAAUUUGUUGUCGCUCGUUAUAACCCACCUGGAAAUGUUCUAGGACAUUUUCCACAAAAUGUGAAACCGAAAGGAUCAAAAAUGUCGACACGAUCCGAGCAGCCGGCUCGAGGCAAGGCUACGAGCGGAAAGGUUUAUGUGACUACAAAAACUCCUCUUAAUGACAAACCACGUAAGGAUCUUAUCAAAAAUAUGUAUUCUCAUCCAGUUCCCCUUCAAAACAAAACUGUUUCCGUUAGUAAAACUACUGAUAUGAUUGACUAAAGGGCUAACCUUUCCCCAACUUCAUCUCCCCCACCCACCAACCCACUGGCGGAAAAAACCGUGUUGGACUAAAGAGACACGUGAAAUUUAAGAACAAGCCAACAAGAGAAAAAUGUCUUUUUUCUUCUUGCUAUGAGAGACCUCUGCAAGGAGGGAAGUUGGAGUUUCAAUGACACAUCCUACACACAGAAUUUUAAAAUUUCCAGGAAAAGGAAUUCCUUAGACAUGCACCCCUACAAGGAUAGCGGUACAUUACUUCCCGUCCCCUUCCCUCAACAAAGCAUUUAUCGUAGAUAAGGUCCUAGCAAGGUUAGAUCGAGGAAGAUCGAAUACACUAGAUGCAAACUCGUUCCAAGGGUGACUUUUAAGCCAGUCCAGUGAAGCCGAGCGGGAGACACCCUGGGACGAGGUUGGAAUAACGAUCCUAUCCAACCUUAUCCACUUAUUUCUUUCUUCUCUUUUACCAACCAGAAAGUACAAGGGAAUUUAACAAAGAGAUUCUUACGUCGCACAACGAAAUUCGUUCUCGACACAGCGCCAGUGCACUGAAAUGGAACUCUCAACUGGCAAGCGAAGCUCAAAGAUGGGCAGAGGAGUUGGCAAGUAGAAACUGUAUUCAAUCAAGUUCCUCGAAUGACUAUGGAGAAAAUAUCGCUUAUAUGUCUGGUAAGGAAAGCUGUCCUUAUUAACUGUCCCGCUUUGACUGCACAAACUUCCUGAUAAAAUUAAGCGCAGAGUGAGAAGUGUGAAUCGUUAUGAUUACUGUAGACAGGUUGUUUACAGAGGCAACGGCAUAAGAGCUUGUCGGGUUGUUUUAGCCUGCGCCGCAGACGAAACUAAACUCUGGUUAAUUCCGUCUGCCAAACAGCCCCGAAAUGUUCCAGGAUUUGAGUAUGCGCUAUGGUUGGCCUGUUAAAAGAGCCGGCUUUGUCGAUUUGCCAAUCAGCUUGAAAGGAAAUACGUAACGCAUUUCCGGUAAAUCAUUGAGUCCGUUGUGGGCCCAGAAUAAGGAUAUCGGCUAUGCAUCGUAGACGUUACUGACCGAAGUUAAAUUACGUCGACUUUGGGCUACGUUGGCUGAAAGAUUGUCCUCCGCAACAUUUCUCACAUGUCUUCAGUAUAUAGCUUCAUGGCCUCUACACUUGUAGCUCGACCAUACAUUGUAUACAGAGAAGCCUUUCCUAUGGGGCCGUAUGACAUUUAGUGAACCAAGCCUUACACCCACUAAGUUUAUACAGCCACUUCACUAUCACGUCAAUAUUCUUUCGGCCCAAACGUAAACAAUACUCAUGCAGUUAAUGUUACUUCUCUGGGACAGUUCUUGUUAAAUACCCGCGACCAUCUUGUUAGUGCUAUGAGAUAUUUUUUACCUUCGUAUCGUCGCGUAAGAGGGCUUCUAACUAUUUAUUUACUUAUAGUGCUUUUCAUAAUAUUACAAUUACACGUGGUUUCUAUACACAGGAGGUUCACUUACAGGAAGAAAAGUGACAGAUAUGUGGUACGAAGAACACGACAAGUACAGAUACGGAAACCCCGGGUUCUCUACCAACACCGGACACUUUACACAGAUCGUAUGGCAGAGUUCAAAGGAAAUGGGUGCUGGGAAGGCUGUUAGUUCCUCGGGCGCACAGUUCGUUGUUGCGCGUUAUCAACCCCCAGGGAACGUUCGGGGACAGUUUCCCGAAAAUGUAAAGCCCGCAUCAAAUCAAGGAGGAGGUGAGCGA
Messenger RNA from Porites lobata, 16814 nucleotides. The record is from the annotation of a GenBank genome assembly. NCBI's taxonomy places the organism in Eukaryota, Metazoa, Cnidaria, Anthozoa, Scleractinia, Poritidae.